Molecule: messenger RNA, 12810 nt
Organism: Cryptomeria japonica (Japanese cedar)
Lineage: Eukaryota; Viridiplantae; Streptophyta; Pinopsida; Cupressales; Cupressaceae
Exons: 18
Coding region: 690-11996 (3768 amino acids)
Biological process (GO): nuclear-transcribed mRNA catabolic process, nonsense-mediated decay; phosphorylation
Cellular component (GO): nucleus
Molecular function (GO): protein serine/threonine kinase activity; protein binding
Source: RefSeq, a predicted model, not a curated record
AUUUCAUGACUUUUUUUAAGUUAAAAAAUAUGCACAAUUCUUGAACUGCAUUAUUUUUCGGACACUUCACAGGUUUACGAACUCUCUGAAACCCCGAAAUUAUUCAAACGGUCUCCUUUCAGCAUUCUAUUGAGCGUUUAAACUGUUACAGAAUUCUUCAGUUCACGAAUUCCUUACAUCUCCAACACAUGUAUACAUUUUUGUGCCUUCACAGCUGCGAGUAGGUUGAAGGGCCGCCAUGAUCUAAGGGACGCCAAACUCUCCCACGCCCCUACCAAGGCUUGUCUACAAAAUGUGAAGCCAUAGACAAUGCAUGAACUGUUGGUGCUGAAUGCUACAAAAGAUAAUUGAUUGCCAAAUAGCUGCGCAAAAUGGGUCUAUUGAACAGACUUAGAAACUUUCAUGCAAACGGUACUCGCAGGUGCCCUAGUUGCUAAGGUUGCUUCUAGACUUUCCCACGUUAUCAACUCGAUUUAAAUACGAUAUUCCGCUCGUGAGGGUUUUUCAGGUCCAAGUUUCCAUUAAUGAAAAGAUGAUCUAGAGCUGGGAGGACAAACUGAAUGAGGAUCGUACUCGUGUCUACAUUAAGGUCCUAUGCAGUCAAACAGGCAGCUGUUAUUGCAUAUGCUCAUGUAUGUGCAAUUUUCAGUUCUAGCCCACCAUCAUCCAGUGGUCUAUAAAUUUCUGCCAUGGCUGGGAGUCCUGCUGAAAGAUUCAUUGGAUGGGCUUUGCCUCAGCUUGGAGAAGGAAGUGCUGAUCCUGCUGCUGUAGAGUUGGCUCUGGCAGGGCUUCAUGAGUUUUUCAGUGCAGGAGAUGCAAAUGGCAUUGAGCGGUAUGCCUCACCUGUUAUCAGAGCAUGCAAAGAGCUUUUGGAAGAUGAGAGAACCUCCUUAAGUCUUGUUCGGUCUCUUCUGAAUUUGCUCACAGUUCUCUCAGUGAAAUUUACACGUCAUUUUCAGUCUCAUUUUGCAGAUAUUGUAGAUCUGUUACUUGGGUGGGCCCUUGUACCAGAUCUUUCUGAGACAGAUAGAUGCUUAAUUACAGAUAAAUUUUUGCAGUUUCAAAAGCUUUGGGCAGGCAACUUGCAGUUCUCGGCCAACUUGUUAUCUAAGUUUCUGGGAGAUAUGGAAGUACUGGCUCAUGAUGCUACUCCUGGAACUCCCCAACAAUUGCGAAGGUUGCUUGCACUUGUUUCCUGCUUUGUCAUAGUUUUACAAGCCACAGCAACUGGCAUGCUAGAAAUGAACUUGCUUGAACACAUUAUUGAGCCACUUCAGGAAAUGGUUCCACGUCUGCUUACGUGCUUGUUAAUGGUUGCCCAAAAUUUUGGCGAUGCUAGAUGGCUGAAGGAAUCUUCCAGGUGCUUGAUUCUUUUGGCUGAUAUACUAAAGGAACGGUUUGUAAAAUUUUACCCUGCUGCAAUGGAUGUAUUGCUCCAAUGUCUGGGAACAAAGAGUGCUGUUGUUUCUGGUGCUAAUGUAUUCUCAUCCAGCAAAGUUCAGGCAGUGGUAAAAACCAACCUUCAGUUGAUGUCUUCACAAAGACUUGCUCUUGAAUCAUCAUCAGUUCACAUGGUCCUUAAAGUGGAUUCAUUUUUUGCAUAUUUACGCUUGCAUCCAAAUCAUCUUGUAACAGGGUUGGUUUCAGCUACUUAUAUUUUUCUGCUAAAGCAUGGGUCCAAUGAUGUAGUGUCACAGGCUAUUUUAUCUAUCACAUCAGAAUUAGAAUUGCUCACAGGCUUGCUUUUGAAUGCUCACUCUCCAGGAAAUGAUAACCAGGAUAUUCUUGGCGUCCAACAAGAACCCAAUGAGAGAAGUUAUGAUCAAGUUGCAGUUUAUUCGUUUGGAAGGUUUCUUUCAGAAUUUGAAAUUUCGGCCUUGAUAAGGUUUGAUUUAAUGGUUUUAAUUAAUUCUUUGAUGGACACAGGCAAAGGACCUGUUGAUUCAAUGUCAGCAGUCAACUAUAGGCUCAAAAAAGCAGAAGAAAUUUGCUAUUUUAUCUUAGAAAAGCUGAAUCCUUUCAGGAAUCCAUUUCCAUGUCAUGCAGAUCUCCAGUUUGCACUUAUUCAGGCUUUACACAGGCUUUCUAAUUUCACUGUUUGUGGAAAAAAUACAAUCAUUGAGGCAUUUGCUAAAAAGCUUGAGGUUUCCUCUGAGUAUAAGGGAGGAUCACAGAUAUCAGCUCAGAGAAGGAAGGAAAUAAGCAUGGCAGUAUCCAAUAACAUAAAUGUCUAUGGCUCAUGCAUUGCCAAAGCUCUGAAUAUCUCAUCUGGUCUUUCUGUCAAGUUGGAAGCGUUGGACUGGAUUAAUAGCUUUUGUGAGAGCUUGAUGACCAUCAACAGUGAUGAUGAUUCUUUUCAAUGUUUCUGCAAUCAAGGUAAUGCAGAUUUUCAAACAUGUUGCCAUACUGGAUUAAGCAGGAAUAUAUUGUUUGCAGUUUUAAGUGCAGCAUCAGACAGAGAGUUGAAAGUUAGAUUUCGGGUUGCAUCAGUGCUGGAGAAACUUUUGCAAGCCAAACUAAUAUAUCCAGUAUACUUAGCAGCAGUUGCAGAUGUGGCCCUAGAAAAGCUUGGAGACCCCGAUUCCUCAUUACAAAUUGCUUUUAGAAAAGUUCUUUCACUAGUUGUCAUUUCUGCGAUGUAUUUGGGAGGUUGUAUUGAGAUUGAUGAGGACACUGCUUACCAGAAAAGCAUGGCUUGUGUCAAAAUGGGUACAAAGAAAUACUGGCACUGGAAGAAAGUGUUCGCAAUCAAGCACUUUUCACAAUCAUCACGACCACAGCAGCUUGUCUCAGUUUUGAACUAUAUUUCCCAGCGGUGGCAGGUUUUUCCCUCUGGUUGGCUCCAACGUCUUGUUCUUAGCUAUUGUGGAAAUUUAAAGAGCAGGCUUCCAAAAUCAAAUAAAGAUUCAGCUAAUUCUGAAGUAGGUGGCCUGUGGAUAGACCGUAAUGUAGAUGGUGAAAUGCUUGAGAGAGUAUGUUCCACCAACAAUCUUGCUGCUGCCUGGUGGUCUAUACAUGAAGCAGCUCGACACUGCAUCACCAUUUGCCUUCGCACUCAUCUUGGUCGACCCACUCAAACAUUUGCUGCAUUGGAGCGAAUGCUGUUAGAUGUUGCCCAGUUAUUGCAAGUUGAUCCUGGGCGACGUGAAGCAAGUAGUGGCAUAGGCUCCCCAAGUGUUCAUUUAUUACCAAUGAGGCUAUUGUUGGAAUUUGUGGAAUCCUUGAAGAAACAAAUUUAUAAUGCAUAUGAUGGUUCAGCUGUGUUACCAGCUGCACCCUCCCAAAGUGUUAUAUUUUUUCGUGGAAAUAAAAAGGUUUGUGAGGAGUGGUUUGCUCGCAUAUGUGAGGCACUAAUGAAUGCUAGCUUGGCAAUCCAAUGUAAUUCUGGUAUAAUUCAUUAUGCAGCAAUACGGUUGCAAGAUCUUAGAAAUGCUGCUGCAACAACACUAAUAAAGGAUAUUGCACGAAGCCAAACGGUGGAUAACUCACAAGGACUGAGAACCAAAAUGUUAAAUGAUGUGCUCCGAGUCCUGCGCCACGCAUCACUAGCCUUUUGUAGAGUUAAUGAGUCAGAUGCCAUAGUGGGUCUCCAGACAUGGGCAGCAUCAACAUUUGGUGCACUUACUACAGAUGAUGGUACACCUGGACAGAAAAGCAUGGACACCUCUGGACUAUUUGGAUGGAUGACAGGGCUUGUACAUCAAGCAAAGGGGCAAUAUGAAAAAGCUGCAGCUCAUUUUACACAUUUGCUCCAGUCUGAAGAUGCGCUUGGUUCCAUGGGAGCUGAUGCAGUUCAAUUUGUCAUUGCACGUAUAAUUGAAAAUUAUGUAGCUCUUGCAGAUUGGAAGUCUCUAGAUCACUGGCUGCAAGAACUGCAACUGCUGCGUGCUAAGCAUGCAGGAAAAUCCUAUUCUGGAGCAUUAACAACAGCUGGCAAUGAAAUGAAUGCAAUCCAUGCUCUAGCUAGCUUCGAUGAGGGAGAUGUACAAGAUGCAUGGGGAUACCUGGGCUUGACACCACAGAGUAGUAGUGAACUUACAGUAGAUCCAAGGCAGGCUAUUCGAAGAAGUGAACAGAUGCUCUUGCAGGCAAUGCUUCAUAGAGAUUCCAAGGAAGAUGUGAUAAAGAUGGAAAUAGAAAGGGCAAAGGCAAUGCUGGAGGAAGCUUUGCUGGUUUCGUCAAUUGAUGGCAUGCGUGAAGCAGUAGCAUAUGCUACCCAAUUUCAUUGUAUUUAUGCUUUUGAAGCUGGGUGCAAGCUUGUUGCUUGCCGGGAUGAAUUUGGGGACUUUUCCUCAGUGUCUAGUUCUUUACAGCAAGUAGUUAAAGUUCCAAUGAAUGUGAUGCAACAAGAUUGUCUCUUGUGGUUGAAACUCUUGCGUGUUUAUCGUACUGUGCUGCCAGAAUCGAAGUUAACUUUACAUCUCUGUCGACAACUGAUUAGAUUAGCUCGCAAACAGACCAAUUUCAAAAUGGCUCAUCGGUUGCAUCGACAGUUGUUGGAUGGAGUUUCAAAAUGUAAUGAUAGCAAAUUUAGUGAAUGGAUUUUGUCAAGCUUACAGUAUGAACGUAUUCUACUACUUUUUGCAGAGGGGAACUCAGAGGAAUCCAUAUCAGAGCUUUGGUCAUUGGUUCGUUCUUACAUACCAGUUUCUCCAGCGUCUGUUGUUUCUGCAUUUGAUAACUCAAUGAAAGCUAAGGCUUGUCUGAAACUCUCAUCCUGGUUAAAGCAAACUUAUUCAGAAAUACAUUGGCCAAACUUCCUUACAAAGAUGAAUUUAGAUAACCUUUGGUUCAAAUCAUGUGAAUUUACAUCAAACGUGGAGGAGGGAUCCUCUUCAAGGGAAGCCAACUUGAUGUCAGUCACCAGUUACACAUUGAUUGUUGAAGAGGUUGUGGGUGCUUCUAUAAAGACAUCCACACUUUUGUGCCCAAACAUGUCUAAGGCAUGGCUUUCAUAUGCUUUGUGGUGUUAUGAUCAUGCCAAAGCAUCACUUUCUGGAGAUCACCCAGUAUUAAAGUCAUGCCAUUUGUCACAGAUUCUAGUUCAGGAGCUUUCUUCUGCAGACUCUUCUUUACUUGAGGAAGAGGUAAUGAGUGUGCGAGCCAUCAUCAUGAGAUUCUUCUUGAAAAAUGAGAUAACAAUGUCGCUUAGCGAGGAAAUGCGACACUGGCCAGACACUGAAGUACACAGGAAAAGUUCAGUCAUAAACUUUGUAGAACUAUUGGUACAGCGCAUUGUUUAUAUCAUGCAGUCUGCUGCAGGGGCAGCAGGAGUUGAAAAUGCAGAUGGAGAAAGUGCAUCUUCUCUUUUAUUUUCUCAACUUCAUCGAGAAAUGCUGAAAAUCAAUCAAGAGAUAGAUUCAUCUGUUUUCAUGCCAUUGAUAAAUGAUUUGAUGGACAUCUGGUGGGUUUUGAGGAGACGACGGGUAUCACUGUUUGGCCAUGCAGCCCGUGGCUUCUUACAGUUUCUUUCACUAUCAAAUAGGAUGCAUAUUGAAAAGCAUAAUCGGAAAAGCUGUAAUUUAGAACUUUCAAAACAUGUAAGGGAAGACUACAUUCUCAAAGCAACUUUGUAUGGCUUACAUAUUCUUGUGAAUUUUGGAGUUGAGUUAGAAGACGCAAUAGAACAAGGUCUUAUGACAGUGUCCCCUGUACCAUGGCAGGAAAUAAUCCCCCAACUAUUUGCACGGUUGAGUACUCAUCCUGAGAAAAAGGUUCGUAAACAGUUGGAAAACUUAUUGAUGACAUUGGCUAAGUUAUCUCCCUGGGCUAUAGUCUACCCUACACUUGUUGAUAUUAAUGCUUGUGAGGGUGAACCAUCAGAGGAGCUCCAGCGUAUAUUAGAUUGUCUGGGUAAAGUUCAUCCAAAGCUUGUUCAGGAUGUACAACUAAUGAUUGUGGAACUUGGAUCAAUCACUGUUCUUUGGGAGGAGCAGUGGCUUAGCACACUACAAGAUCUUCAUGCAGAUGUCAUGAGACGCAUAGCUACACUGAAAGAAGAGGUUUCAAGGGUGGCAGAGAACAUGACCCUAACCCAUAGUGAGAAAGUGAAAAUCAAUGCUGCUAAAUAUUCUGCCAUGAUGGCACCAAUUGCUGUGGCCUUGGAACGCCGUCUAACUUCAACGUCUCGGAUGCCAGAAACUGCUCAUGAGGCUUGGUUUCAAAAUGAAUAUGGUGAACAAAUCAAAGAUGCCAUAACAAGUUUUAAGACACCCCAUUCAACUGCUGCUUCACUUGCUGACGUGUGGCGACCUUUUGACAUCAUUGCCGCGUCUUUGGCAAACCAUCAGAAGAAGCCUUCAGUCUCUCUUGGUGAUAUUGCUCCAAAACUUGCACACCUGUCUUCUUCUGAUGCUCCAAUGCCUGGCCUUGAGAAACAGAUUUUAAUGUCUGAUUCUGAAGCUGAAGGCAGUGAUCACCUGUGCCCAGUUACAGUUUCUUCUUUUAGUGAACAAGUAACUAUUCUGGCAACAAAGACAAAGCCAAAGAAAUUGGUUUUCCUGGGUUCAGAUGGCCAAAGAUAUACUUACCUUCUCAAGGGCAGGGAAGAUUUGCGACUUGAUGCGAGAAUUAUGCAGCUUUUGCAUGCUAUAAAUGGAAUGCUAAAUGGAAGCUUAAAUAUGCGCAGUCGUUUGCUAGCUGUUCGCUACUAUUCUGUCACUCCUAUAAGUGGUCGGGCUGGUUUAAUCCAAUGGGUGGACAAUGUUGUAAGUAUGUACAGUGUAUUCAAAGCCUGGCAACAGAGAGUGCAGUAUUCCCAGUUUGCAUCUACUGUUGGUGGAACUGCAGCAGCAAAUAUUCCACCUGUUCCACGUCCAAGUGACAUGUUCUAUGGAAAGAUUAUUCCAGCACUAAAAGAAAAAGGAUUACGUAAAGUUAUCUCACGCCGGGAUUGGCCUCAAGAAGUGAAAAGAAAGGUGCUUCUGGACCUUAUGAAAGAGACUCCUCGUCAACUACUUUAUAAGGAAAUUUGGUGUUCAAGUGAGGGGUUGCAAAAUUUCAGUUUGAAGUUAGGAAGGUUUUCUGGAACUGUAGCUGCAAUGAGCAUGGUGGGGCACAUUUUGGGUUUAGGUGACAGACAUUUGGACAAUAUUUUAAUGGACUUCAGCACUGGUGAUGUUGUUCAUAUAGAUUACAACGUGUGUUUUGACAAAGGACUUAGAUUGAAGAUUCCUGAGAUAGUACCAUUUCGCCUUACUCAGACUAUGCAGGCAGCUUUAGGACUUACAGGAAUAGAGGGUACAUUCAGAGCAAACUGUGAAAUGGUGAUUGAUAUUUUACGGAAAAACAAAGACAUAAUCUUGAUGCUUCUAGAAGUAUUUGUAUGGGACCCAUUGAUUGAGUGGAUGCGUGGAGAUGGCCACGAUGAAGCAACAAUUGGUGGAGAGGAACGGAAAGGUAUGGAGCUGGCAGUCAGUUUAAGCUUGUUUGCUUCUCGGUUUCAAGAAAUCAGAGUACCACUUCAGGAGCAUCAUGAUCUGCUGUUAGGAACCCUUCCUGCAUCUUCAUCAGCACUUCAGAAUUUAGCAGAUGUGCUUGAUCGAUAUGAGACAAUAUCCACUUUGUUUGGUCAUGCUGAGCAAGAGAGGUCAAAAUGUGUUAUGGCUGAAGCAUCUGCAAAGUCAAUUUUAAUAGAGGCAGCAGGCAAUCUUGAGAAAGUUCGGUUAGCUUAUGAAUUACAAGCACAUGAAUUCGCUCAGGCAAAGGCACUACUCACUGAAACUGCCCAAAAGGCUUCUACAUGGAUUGAACAACAUAGUAGGGUUCUCGAUGCAUUGCGUAAUGGUUCUGCUCCAGAGCUUCAGGUUAUUGGGAAAACAUCUAGUGCAGCAGAGGCUUUGUCUCUAACAUCUGCUGUCUUGGCUGCUGGAGUUCCAUUAACAAUUGUUCCUGAGCCUACCCAAGUGCAUUGCCAAGAGGUUGAUAAGGAGGUUGAAUGCCUUACAAAAGAACUCCAUAAAGCUGUUGUGCAAGCAGCAAAGGCAUUGCAGUCUUAUUCUGUGGCUUUACAAUGUCUUCUUCGAGGAAAUUAUAUUGCUAGUAGUCAGAUGCAUAGUUGGGCACAAGUUUUGCAAUUAUGUGUGAGGCAACUUUCACCUGAAGUACUUGCACUUUCCAGAAGACAAGCAUCUGAUCUUGUUGGAAAGGGCCAGGGUGAGCAUGCAGACAUUAUACGUCAGAAUUAUGAAACACUUUGCAUAAAAAUUGACAUGGUUGAUAAAGAAAUAAGAAAAAUUCAAGAGGACUGUUCUGAACUAGAGGCAUCAAUUGAGUCAGAAAAUGAAUAUAAAGCUAAGGACCGAUUACUGGCCAUUUUCACAAAGCAUUUGCAGCCUAAUGUCCAUUUUGGGAAAGAUGAUGAUACAUUUACUAGGGUCUCAGGAUAUAACAGACAGGAUGAAAUGAAGGAACGUGAUAUGGGUUUUGCAAACCUUGAUGAAAAGAGGGUUAAAGUACUAACAGUUUUGCAUGUUGCUGCAGCUUCUCUGUAUUGUGAGAUCAAAGGGAAAAUAUUUAACAUUUGCAACUCUUUGACAGAUAGAAUUACCUUAGGACCAGGAGAAGAUAUAGGCUCCCAAAAUUGGAAAUGGUGUUUACCUGAUUUGGAAGAGCAAAUUGGGAGAUGUGCACUGGUUAUAAAUAUUGUCAAUGAAGUUCAGCAACUGAGUGGGCAAAACUUUAUCCAACGUGGCUCACUUUUGUGGGAUACAACAGGUUCUGGUGAUGAUAACUGGAACUUGAGCAUUCAAGGUUGUUUAACUGCAAGCCAUAGCUUGGUGAGCCAAAUGACAGGACUUGCACUUCCAGAAGCAAUGAAAUCAGUUCUUUCUCAGAACCCUGCUAUUAUGGAGGCAUUUGGUUCACUUUCACAGAUAAGAGGGGCAGUAGAUACAGCACUGGAACAGUUGGCUGAAAUAGAAAUACAGAGAUCUUCCUUGAUAGAACUAGAGAAAACUUACCAUGAAAAUGUUGAAGAAAUAACCAAAAAGAAAGCAUCACUUGAAAUGGCUAUUGAAGAGGGUAGGGAUCACUUGUCUUGGGAAGAAGCAGAAGAGCUUGCAAGUCAAGUAGAAACUUAUCGAGCCCAGCUAGAUAAACUGAGAAAUGCAUGGGAACAACGGGACAUCCAAACUUCCGCACUUGCUAGGAGAGAGCUAAGUGCACAAGGUGCUUUAGUAGCAGCAGAACAACGGUUCGAGUCUCUUGUGACCUUUGAAUGUGAUGGAGACAUGCAUCCUACAAGGGGAUAUCUUUUACUUGCAACAUUUGCUAGGCCGUUUUCGGAGCUAGAGUCCUUUGAUCAAAAGUUGGCUGCAUUUGGACACGAGUCCUCAAAGAAGAGUUCAUCCAAUCAAAUAGAGAUUGUAAGCUCUGGCUUUUCUGGGUUUCAGUCAGUCUGGAAGGCUACUAACAUGUUAAAAGAUCAUACCUUUUUUGUGUGGAAAGUUGGUAUCAUUGAUGCUUCACUUGAUUCAUGUAUUCGUAAUGUGGCAUCUGCCAUAGAUCAUAAUACCUUGGGAUUUGACCAAAUAGUUAGCAUUCAGAAGAGGAAGCUUGAAAUACAAAUUGAAUACUACCUAGAUCAGUAUCUCCGGGAAAGACUUGCACCGAUUUUUCUUGAAUGCCUGGAAAAAGAAGAAGAUUCAUUGAAGCACAUUUUACAGGAAAAUAGAGAGCUUGAAUCUAAUAUAGCAAAGAAAGAAUUUGAAGCUGUGAAACGGGCUCAAGGUCUUCUUGUUGAAUAUAGUAAUGCACAUGAAACUGCACGUGCUGCAAAAGCAGCGGCUUCUGCAAUGAAAUUACAAGUGAGGGAGCUGAGUCAGGAUCUUCAAAAAGCAAAACUUGAGGCUGCACAAUUAGAGUGGCUGCAUGACUAUAUACUCCCUCUUCCAGAGAAAGGUAGCAUCCUUACACAGGGUUGUGCAAAUGAAGAUAAACUGCCACCCAGCUUUAUCAUGCUUAACCGAAGAAACUUGUUAGACAACAUUCGAUCUGCAAUGUCUGCUAUAAAUAGGGCUACUGAAGAUCUACGAAGUUGUGAGAGGUCUGCCAUUUCCACUGAAGAACAACUUGAAAGGGCCAUGGGAUGGGCAUGUGCAGGUCCCAGUACUGGUGGUGGCUCAAACAAUUCAAGUAGAGGGAUGGGAAUUCCACCUGAAUUUCAUGAGCAUCUUCGUCGCAGGAAGCAUUUGUUAUUAGCAGGAAAAGAACAAGCUUCAGGUAUACUGAAGCUCUGUGCUGCUGUUUCAGACUUUGAAGAUUCUAGGGAUGGCUUCCUAAGGCCACUUUCAGAUGUAACACCGGGUGGAUCUUUAAGUGAUGGUAAAGCUUGGCAGCAAGGAUUUCUGAAUAUUGUUUCAAGAUUGGAUCAUUCUUACCAUUCAUUUACUCGUGCGGACCAUGAGUGGCACCUAGCACAAAAGAGCAUGGAAGCAGCUACUGCAAGCCUAUCCACUGCUACAAAUGAUUUGCGUCUUGUAUCUAUGAAGUCGAAAUCUACUUCAGGUGAGCUUCAAGCUACACUUUCAAGCAUGCGGGAUUGGGUAGUUAAAGCGAGCGAGGAGCUGUCUGCAUUUUGUCGUGUGGCAAGGAGCAAUUCUGCUCUAACAACUGAGACUGGAUCUAUGCUUGAAGAGGUUCUAGCAAUAACAGAAGGGGCAGAAGGUGCGCAUGAUGUGUAUAGGUUGGCCAAAGAUGUUUCUGUGCAACAUAGUAAUUUAAUGUCUGAACUUAACAAGGUCACCUUUUUACUUCUUCCUCUGGAGUCUACAUUGGCUUCUGCAUCAAGUGCAAUAAUUGGUAUCAUCAACAGAGAGGGAGGACAGAAGCUGGAAGUCUUUCCAGGACAGGGCCAAGCAAUAUUCCAGUCUCUUCAUUCAAAUCUUGGAGAAGUUCGACCCAUUUUGACAACUGCUGUUCCAGUACUUCUGAACACUGUGAAAGAGUUACAUAUAGCUUUGACAAGACUCGCACGCACUGCAAGCUUUGAUGCUGGUGUGCUUCAUAAAGCUCUUGAAGGUGUUGGGGAAAGUCAGGAAGCACGAUCACAAGAAUUAGAUUUGGUUGGGCCUGAACUUGAUGGAGAUGAAGUGCUUAACAUAAAUCAAGAUAGAAAUCUUGCAGAAGCAGUUAGGGACAAUGAUGAGCAUAGAAGAGAGUCAGUAACUGAUGAAGAAAUUCUUCUUCAAGCUGAUGAAGAGUCCUGGAUUUCACCACCUGACAGCUUAGAAACCAGUGGGUCUGAAUCUGAUGGUAAUUCCUCACAGAGCACCAUCUACCAAAAUCAGGAAGAACCUGUGGGUAUCUUUAAUGACUGGGAAUCUCAUGUAAGUGGAGCUGACAUGAUUAGGUUUAGUGGAGGAGAGUUGGAAGAUGCCUCAAGAUAUACAGUAAAUGAGGAUAUUCUUUUUACUUCUCCAUCCUUCAUUGCAAACAGCCAGGAAGAUCCUGCAAUGGUUCCAAUUAUUGGAACAGAUGGCAAAUUUGAAGUUCCUUACAUGGGGAAUAAUCAGGUUUGUACAGGCAGCAAUCAAAUUCACUUUUCAAAGGGCACAAAUCAGAAGCCAGAGGGCUCACAGGCAUCGGUAAGUUUGACAAAGGCUAGUUCUGAAAUCCUAAGCAGUACACACAUAAAUGUGUCAGAAAUAGGGAUUAGCUAUUUGAAUGCUACUGAAAAACAUCAGACUGGAGAGUUACAACAGGGAAUGAAGCAGAAACAGCUUCAUUUAACAACAGAUAAAGGCGGGGUUGGAAGCUACAAUGAUUUAUCUACUUUAUUUUCAUCUAUGAAGACAGAACAAAGAAGUCACACUUUUAGGGGUAAGAAUGCUUAUGCAGUAUCAGUGCUAAAACGUGUUGAGGCAAGGCUGGAAGGCCGAGACAUUGAUGGGAAAAGACAAUUUACUGUUUCAGAACAAGUGGACCAUCUUAUUCGUCAGGCUACAAGCAUUGACAACUUGUGCAACAUGUAUGAGGGUUGGACACCCUGGAUAUGAUGCCUCAAACAAGAAUUUUUGUGAGAAGGUGUAUUUCAUUUCAGGCUGAUUGAUAUACCUAUUAUAUGAUGUUCUAGAAAGUGCAUUUAUCACAGACCUCUGAAGUUCAGUUGCUGUCUUUCUUCAUUUGGACUGUCUACAAAUAUUUGCACGAGUCUUUAUGAUCAAUUCAGAGAAUAUAAGCAGUCCAAGUAAAUUCGUCCAGCAUGGCAGCAUCAUAUCGGACAUGUAAGGAUUGGUUGCUUCAGCUGCAUAAAAAACCAAACAUUCUCCAUUAAAUAAGGUUUCUGGGCCUUGUCUCAAAACUGAGUUGAGCAUUGCUGAAGACACCCUCGCUGUAUUCCAAGUGGAGAAGAUGCUGGGAGAAUCGGGAGGAAUCAAGAUGUUCAGUUCAUAUGCCACUGGAAUUCUUUGGAGGAGUUUGGCACUUCUGAUGUCAUGGUGAACUGAAGUCUGAUAUAGAUUGGAUUUCUGAAUUUUUUUUGUAUUUAUGUUUUUUUCAAUAAAUACCACAGUGGUCUCUAAAACAUUGCUAAAAAUCACAAUACCACAUUGUGGAUGUUAGCCUAGGGUUAAAGUGAAAAGAGAUGAGAAUUGAAAAGGGUUCUAGUUGCAGCUAUCUUCUUUGUAACCAGACAACCAUCAUGAUGCCAAGCCUUGAUAAAAUGCUAUCAAUAUUUUCUGGAGAGGCGAAACGCCAAAAUGUGAUUAGUAAAGCUGUUGUAGUUUAUGGAUGGGUCUCUGUAAAUCACAUUUUAAGGUACUUUUACAAUUAUCUUAUUGUAGUAAAGCAGAUUAGUUUUCUUUCUGUCAA